AAAGAAGUCUUCUCUACUUCUCUAACAAAGUGUGAUUUUAACGGGUGCGUUUCCGAUCUUGUAACCUAUUCCCAAUCUCUAGCCAGUACGCUCAAGAAUACAUUCAGAGAUUUAUGAAUAUUCAAGAGUGGGAUUCUGUUUCGCUCUUUCAAUGGCAAGCAUGUUCGGAAUUAGUUUCAUUUCAAGACACAUUGGUAUUAGUUCAAGCAUAAUUUUUAUACAAAAUCCAUGAAGCUAAUCAUUAAAGAAAACCAAGAGUAGUUGUUCAUGCGAAGGGACAAAAAUUUUGUGUGUUGGGACAUUUGACGGCCAUAUUCUUGUUUGCAACAAUAAGCUUGAAUUGAUAGCUGAUUUUGUUGUCUCCGAAUUUGGAGCAAUUCAACAGCUAGCAUUAACGAAUAAUGAGUAUGCACUUUGUUGUGUUUGUCUCGACAAACAAAAUGCGGUUGUAAUACAGUUUUGGUCAAUCGAAAACAUUUUAAGGAGCAAGUCUAAAGAUAUAUUUUGCUUAUACGAGCGUCGUUUAAAUGGUAUCCCGAAUCCUUUAAUUCCUGCAACUAGUAUUGCUAUUUCAGCUGACGUUUCAUCCGUGUUUUGCGGAUUCGCUAAUGGAACAGUAAUUCAACUACAAGGAUAUUUUCUUCGGGACUUGGGCUCAAAGCAGGAUGUGGUUUUUCGCGAAAGAGACUCUAUAACCGACCUUGCUAUUCUGUCCCCAAGAAAGCUAUCUGUUUCUACUACUACACAAACAUUUGUAUUUGAUAUUUUUACCAGGUCCAUUAAUAUAUUAGAAGACAACGGAUUAGCUAUCGGUUGUUCUGAAGUGUAUAUGCAAAAGUCUCUCUUGCGUGCCAAUUCAUCCUUCCUUUCAGUUUACGAUUUGAAAACGUUGAUUUUGCUAAAGACGCUUCACGUGGAUGGGACAAUACAAAGAAUUUUCACGUGUUUUGGAAAAGUUUGCCUGCUGGUUUCCAGGACUCCCUCAUUUUCAUCUAAAGAUCACAGCAAAAUAGCAUCUGAGUUAACUUCAUAUUUCUUCUUUAUAUUGGACUUGGAAGCUCAACUAAUUCUUUUUCAAUUUGAAAUUAAAGAAGGAAGUAUCUCGAAUAUUCUUUGUACAUCUGAUGAUUGCUUUUUCUUUUAUGAUAACUGUCCUCCUCAACAAUUAAUUCGUCUUCCGCAAGAUUUUCUUUUAUACAAAUGUUUUGAGAAAGAAGAGUUUGAGAAGUCAUAUUUACUAGCAAAGUAUUUGAAGUGCACCGAAGAUAUCACCAGAGAUUGUGCUCUUCGUACAGCACUGCUGUAUUUUAAAGAAGGUGAUCUUAAAAAGGCCAUCGAUUACUUCAUUUAUGCUAUACCUUUUUCCGAUUCAGCUUUAAUUAUCAAAACAUAUUUAGAACGACGGCUAUUGGGAUGCUUGCUUCGUUAUUUGGAAGCCCUUGCUGCUGAAGGAUACGCUUAUUCGUUCGAGCAAUCUACAUUGACUUUUCUAUAUAUUAAACUUCAAAGAUAUGAUUCUUUGAUGACAUAUGCAAAAAGUGAAAAUUGCUCCACUGAGCUUUUGCUUCCUAUACUGCGAAAAUACAAAUGUUUUGACCAAAUGGAGGCCUUGGGUAAGAUUUGGAAUAUGCCCUUAGUUUGUCUUGAAGUUUACCGAGAGAAAACAUUAAAAGGUAAAGCAUUUCAACUUCUUGAGAGUUGCCAUGAUUACAUGGAUGUAAUCGAAAUUUCAAAUCAUUAUGGCAUAUGGUUUAUAAAUUUGGAUCCGACUAAAUUUACAGAAAAAAUAGUUGAGAUAUCUGUUAAUUUACUGAACCUUGGAAAGCAAAAGAACUUAAUAGUGUUUCUAAAAUCAAUUUACCUUUCUACAUUAAUUCAAUAUCCGGAAUUACAAAUAAGAUUGUGGGAUACAAUAAAGAUGCAAACAAUGGAUCCCACGAUUCUGAAGUUUUUAAACACACGAAAGCUUCAUUCUAUCACGCAAAGGGAGAUGGAUUGUACAAGUUUGAAUAACGAGUCACUAGCUAUCCUUUUAAUUAAAGAAUGCAAUGGCUUACUCGAUUAUGAAUCUUCUAUACUUUCCUUACAGUCAGUUAAAUGGACUACUGCACUAGAUCUGCUGUACUCCCAAAAGUCCCUAAUUUCUGGCUCCAGUGAUACAAUAAUCCAGAAACUAUUAAAAGACCCGAAUACGGCGGAUCAUCUAGUCGAUGAGUAUGAUGAUGAAGCUAUGCUACAUCUGUUGAAGUUUUUGGUACGAGAACGGACGGUUACGAAUAUACGAGAAGAUAUAUUUUUCAAAAUUCUAGAAAGCUGUUUCAUACAAUUUGAAAUUCCGAUCCAACAUCUGCUGGAGAUACUGAUGAAAGACCAAAUUUUAACUUUCGGAGAUGUUAAAAAUAUUUUAUUGAAAUGGUACAGUCAUUGUUCUUCUCGAAUAGAAGAAAAAGAUAAACAGUAUAUACACAUUCAGAAAGAACUUGCAAGUAAUCAAAGCCAGUUUAUCUCUAUUCCAGUGGAGGACCGACUUUGCGACAAUUGCGAGGGGGUUUUGAAGAUACCCUUCAAAACCUAUAGUUGUCUUCAUAUCAUCCAUCGAGAUUGUGCUUCUGAAUCGAUCUGUCCCAAAUGCAAAUCUGGAACGUUGGAAACCCCAUCCAUGACUUAUGAAAGGCACGAAUCUUCUUUUCAUGAACUUUUUAGUCACCUAUCUUUAUUAGAAUCUUUUAUGCUAUAA
Molecule: messenger RNA, 2737 nt
Organism: Schizosaccharomyces octosporus yFS286
Lineage: Eukaryota; Fungi; Ascomycota; Schizosaccharomycetes; Schizosaccharomycetales; Schizosaccharomycetaceae
Product: Pep5/Vps11-like zinc finger protein
Exons: 3
Biological process (GO): vacuole organization; endosome organization; organelle fusion
Cellular component (GO): endosome; HOPS complex
Molecular function (GO): protein-macromolecule adaptor activity; protein binding
Source: RefSeq, a predicted model, not a curated record